Solenopsis invicta (red fire ant) is the source of this 886-nucleotide messenger RNA. RefSeq names its product cytochrome P450 4C1. Gene Ontology annotation, molecular function: heme binding; monooxygenase activity; iron ion binding. Bases 429 to 803 code for a protein of 124 amino acids. The record is from RefSeq and is a predicted model, not a curated record. Lineage: Eukaryota; Metazoa; Arthropoda; Insecta; Hymenoptera; Formicidae. The transcript is spliced from 6 exons.
UAUUAAACGUGUUUAGAUAAAUUCAAUCUUAUCAGGAUAAAGAUAAGAUUUGUUACCAGCAGAUAUUAAAUAUUGUGUGAAACGUGCAGUUCAAGAACUUAAGAAACAGGAAAUUGUAGAAAACUUAACUUGAUCAAAAUAAUUAUUACGACAAGGAUGUUCAUUAUUUUGUUAUUACUUAUUCCUAUUGUAUAUUUGACGUGUCAUAUUUAUACGCACUAUGGACCGAAUGGACGAUUACUUCAUAAAAUACCAAGACCACCAGCUUCCAAUUAUUGGUCAUUUAUUGCUAUUGCGAGGUACACCAGAAGAACUUUGGAAAAUGUUUUCUGAAUAAUUUGAACAAUAUUAUCCGAUUGGAAAAAUUUGGACCUUUUUUACAGCUGCAAUAACUAUUCGUCAUCCCGAUGAUUUGGAGGUAAUACUAAAUGGUACAAAGAUAUACAGAUAAGAGUAGAAUUUAUGAUAUGUUUCAUCCUUGGUUAGGUACAGGUCUUCUUACCAAUGGAGGCUCUAAAUGGCAAUCACGACGAAAGAUAUUGACUCCAACUUUCCAUUUCAAUAUACUACAGCAAUUUGUUGAAAUUUUAAUCGAAGAAGGCGAAAGAAUGACGAAUUCUUUGAAAAAUGCAGGAGACUCUAUUACAAAAGAUUUAACACCGUUUAUUAAUGAACAUACCCUGAAUGCAAUUUGUGAAACUGCUAUGGGUAUCUCUCUACAAGGAAUGGGUUCAUUUCAGCAACAGUAUCGAAAAGCAGUUCACCGGAUGGGUGAACUUUUUGUUUAUAGACUUAAAAGUUAAUGAAAUCUAGGAAAAUUUCAAUAAGAUUUAAAAGUAGUAAGCGGAUCAAUCAUGACAAACAUUUUCAAAAAUUAUUUGAUUGC